Messenger RNA from Drosophila ficusphila, 1646 nucleotides. RefSeq names its product arrestin domain-containing protein 3. NCBI's taxonomy places the organism in Eukaryota, Metazoa, Arthropoda, Insecta, Diptera, Drosophilidae. The transcript is spliced from 5 exons. The record is from RefSeq and is a predicted model, not a curated record. Bases 174 to 1472 code for a protein of 432 amino acids. Gene Ontology annotation, cellular component: cytoplasm. Gene Ontology annotation, biological process: protein transport.
GUGGGCAUGUGGUUAUUCCCGCCGCAGAAAUCAAAUCCAAUCCGAGUGGACUUCUGGGAAGUUGGCCAGUAAUAAUAAUCGAACAUCGGCAUUAAAAUCAAAUCAUUCGUGUUGGCACCGACAUCGGGGGUGGAUCGGUUAAUAAACACCCAAUUACGUGUAUAAUUACAAGUAUGGCUGUUACCUGUGAAAUCGACUUCGAUAACAAUCCCCAUGGCACCUAUUUUGGGGGCCAGGUUCUGACCGGCAGAGUUACUCUGAAACUGGACAAACUGAAGUUGGUGAAAGCCAUCACCUUGAAUAUAACCGGUUACGCCGAGACGCGAUGGAGCGAAAGGGUGACCACCAACAGGAGGAGGAGACGUCGCACGUUCUACGGAAGGGAGGAUUACAUUGCAUCCAAAACAUUUCUGGUGGGAUCUAAUCUGAGCAGUCAAGUCUCCAUCGAAGCUGGCAUUCACACGUACAACUUUGUGUGCCAGAUUCCCACCGAAUGUCCUUCGUCCUUCGAGGGCACCAAUGGUAGAGUGCGUUACAUGACAAACGUAACUUUGGUCAGACCCUGGAAAUUUGAUCAGAGUUACACGCGUUGUUUCACGGUUCUCAAAGUAAUGGACCUCAACCUUGAUAGUCCGCUGCUAAGGGUACCGGCCCACAGUGAGACCUCGAAGACGUACUGCUGCUGGCCCUGCAAAUCAGAUCCGUUGGCUCUCCAACUAACCGUUCCACAGACAGGAUUUGUGCCUGGCCAGCAAAUUCCCCUCAGUGUUUUGGUGACCAACGACAGCCACAUUCCCGUGGAGCAGUUGCUGAUAUCUUUUGUUAUGCUGGUGACCUACCACAGUAAACCCCCCUCGAUGCCUAACAGCACCUCUGAAAGGUUGGUGGUAAACACCUUGAAGGGCGACUCCGUGCAGAGGAACUGCAAGAAGCUCUUCAAUUACGAGAUCAGGGUGCCCGCCACUCCGCCCACCUGCUUCAACCUGUGUGGCAUCAUCCAGAUCGCCUACCAAGUGGAAGUGGAGGGCGUGGUGAAGGGGUGCCACCAGAAUGAGCAGGUCGCCAUUCCCGUGACCAUCGGAAGUGUUCCUCUCUCCCAACAUGUGCCAAUCCAACCACGUGGUUUGAUCAAUCAGCCUUUAGAUGCAAAUGCCUUAAUGGCCACGGCUCCUCCUCCAAAUGCCUUAAGUCCUUGGGCAGUGGAUGACUCCAUUCCUCCCCCCAACUAUCAAGAGGCUCUUCACAUGCGCUCCACAACGGACACCAAAACCGACGAUUCAGACGAACCGGAGCCAGUACAGCCCAAUACUCUUAAUCUGGAUGGCACUUCCUACAAGCCACUCUAUCCAGUGUUCGACAUUCCAAGUCCCUCAGCCCCACCGCCAGCUGAUUACACGCAGAACUAUAUGGCAGAGAUAGCCUUUGCAAAUCCGGCGAUGGAUGCUGACAAGGAGAAGGGAACUUGGCUAUGAAAUAAAGACGAUACUAUGCAAAUCUACUAGGAACUAAAGAACGACAAAGUACAUGUUUACAAUAAAGCACACGCUGUAUCACACAUAAAAUGUGUAGGUAAUUAUUUGAAAACAAUCUGAAACCAAUUUUUAACAAAAAAGAUUUGAUCAAUAAAGAAAAAUGAUGUAAUGAAA